Arachis stenosperma is the source of this 2421-nucleotide messenger RNA. RefSeq names its product pentatricopeptide repeat-containing protein At1g80270, mitochondrial-like. The transcript has 4 exons. Gene Ontology annotation, molecular function: protein binding. NCBI's taxonomy places the organism in Eukaryota, Viridiplantae, Streptophyta, Magnoliopsida, Fabales, Fabaceae. The record is from RefSeq and is a predicted model, not a curated record. Bases 373 to 924 code for a protein of 183 amino acids. Gene Ontology annotation, cellular component: mitochondrion.
UAUCUCAUCCUUUCAUAUAUUUUAUAUUAAAUCUCAAUGGUUUAGAAGCAUGGCGUACUGAACUUCUAGCACAGUAACCUUCCUCACCUGAAAUGCUUCCUAUAACAAGUUAACAACCCUUUUUCCUUUUCUUCUCCUUCAUCGUCUAAUCGUCUUCUUCUAAUAACUGCCACACCGUUUUUAAAAAAAUAAACCAAAACGGCGUCGCAUCCUCCAUCAAGGACUGGUUCAACACGCGCGACCCACUCAUCACCCGAAUCUUUCAGAUUCUCUCCUCGACGGACUUUCUCCUAUAACGACGCCGCCCUAACACUCCCCCGUCUCGACGAGUCCAAAGAUUCCAGCGGCGAUCUUUCUCUGUCACCUUCAAAUAUGUGGUCUCUUAGUGGUCGAGCUUCUCUUCUUCUCAGAAGGACAUAUGAUCGUUUGUUGUUGCCGAAUACGUUUUACCAUUCCGAGCAUGCCUCCCUGAAAUUCGUUGUGAGUAGGCGCGAACUUUCUUCGCAAGAUGAUGCCAAUAGCUUGAAAGAUCAGGAUGGUUUGGAGGAAUCACACUGCGAAUUUACAGAGAAAGAAGGACUUCCUGAUUUGCUUCCUGAUAAAUUUGAUGAAGAAAGGAAAGAAAAAAUCAGACAAAAUAUCUCACGGGCAUGGCGCAAGAUUAACCUUAACCCUCACAACCCUGAGUGUAAAGCUGAACUGGUGAAGUUGUUGCCGAGAGCAAAGGCAUCUGAGAGCUCGGAACCUUCUUAUCCGGAUCAUGGGCAGGUGCAUGGCCAAGGCAAUUCCACGAAACCUGUCUUUGAUGGAACUGGGAAUGGUAAGGAGGCAGGACAACGCCCGAAGCUGAAUCUGAAGCCUCGCUCACAGCUCCUUGAGCAUCACCUGGAAGGAAACACUGAAAGAGAGAGGCUAGUUGCAUAAGUUAGUGUGAAUGAGUUAGGAAAUUAACUGUUUGGAUUAUCUAUCUGCACAUUGUGUUGUCUCCGAAACAUAGCAAAAACUUGUUUAUAGACAAUUUUUUUAGUCUUUACCGGCUUUUGAUUGAAUGAGCAUUGCUGUCAUUUGAUUUUAAAAUUUGAAAAUGAUUUGGGUUUUAAUAUUUGGCAAAGUUUUCAUGAUCUCUCCUGAAUUAAAUAACUCAGGAUCUAUUUGCUUAAACAUAUAAGUCUUCAGUUUAUUUUGGUUGGUGGUAUACCUAAGGCUCAUAUCUGGCUGCAUUUGGAACCCUAAGAUGCCUCUUGUGCUUUAUAAAUCAACAUAGAAUACAUGUUUAAAUGCAAUCAUGGAACAUUGCAUGGAGCACUUGUUUGAGUAUGAAAGAUUUGAUGGGAUUCAUUAACUGAAUAAAUAAUGAGGUGAUGAAAUAACUCAAUAGUGUAGCCAUUAUAUUGAUUAGUUUAUUUGGUAGGCACAGAUCUUGUUAGUGCAAUGAAUCACAGUCAUGUACUCAUGUUAUAUGCCCAAUUUUGAUAAUAUAAAAGCUUUGGUUUUGUUCAUUCCCUAUAUAAAAGCCUUUGCUCAAUGAUAAGGCCGCGUUGGCCUAUGCUGAUCUAUUAAUGGAAGUAACCUCUCUGCUAAUGGGAUUAGGGGUGUGCACACUAAUGGUUUUAUCUUGAAAACUUAUUUACUUAAAGGGAAAAGAGAAUGGUUAUAUGACUUAUAUCCAAAAGAAAAGAUGUGGUGGGUACUAUACUGACCUUCACAUGUGAGACAACCAUACAAACCAUGAUAUAUUGGGACAAUCAAUCUUAAAGUUUAGUGAAGUCAAACAAGUAUAAGUAGAAAUCUUCAUAUUGACUUUACCCGUUUAACAUGCAUGACUUGUUUUGGUUUUGUGUGAUAGCAGCGAAAGAAGAAAUCUGUAGAAAGAUUUGGCACUACUCACUAAAUUCUUUGUUUACCCUUAUAAAUUACAAUAUUAGUGAACUCUUGGGAGAACAAUCUACUUCUCGUUCUAGUGCUUCUGCUAUAAGCCAAUAAGCUAUUGUGUGGCUUAAUAUAUGUUUAAUAUUGUGGGAAGAGAAACCACUGAUGUUUUAUACUUCUUCUUAUGCUUACAUACACAUAGCUCAACUCUUAUAAAUACAAAAUACCGACCACUGUUACAAAACUACCUAUGAUAAGAGACUUCAGGUAGUUAAUUUUUUUUUUUUUUGUCUGUAAUUAAUUUUGGGUUGUUCAUCCAAUGUUAUGUGGUAUACGUGAUAGUUUGGGAGUACAAUGUGAAUUUUACUUGAAGGGGUCUUACUUCCAUUCUUGUUUAACUUAAAAGCUCAUACAAAGGAAUUACCAUGUUGAACUUUGUGAAAUAGUACUAUUUCACCUUUUCAAUACUUUUAAUGCUCAAUUGAAACAAUAUGGAAUACUUUCAGCUAGUUUAUUUGCUUAUUUAUUCAUGGGCUUCUUCUCUAAUAAUGG